Messenger RNA from Acipenser ruthenus (sterlet), 1949 nucleotides. Its product is annotated as E3 ubiquitin-protein ligase RNF126. The transcript is spliced from 9 exons. NCBI's taxonomy places the organism in Eukaryota, Metazoa, Chordata, Actinopteri, Acipenseriformes, Acipenseridae. Gene Ontology annotation, biological process: protein ubiquitination. Gene Ontology annotation, cellular component: cytoplasm. Bases 150 to 1232 code for a protein of 360 amino acids. Gene Ontology annotation, molecular function: ubiquitin protein ligase activity. The record is from RefSeq and is a predicted model, not a curated record.
CUUCCAUGUUGGUCCGCAAACAAUUACAGUCGAGUUCUCAAUAACUCUAUUUUCAGUUCAUUUUUCUUUCAUAUUUAUCACUAUUAACUGUGGUUUGUAUUUCACGUGCCUUAUAACUGUAAUGCAGAUUUUAGUAUGGAUACGAUAACAUGCUCUGCUUAGUGUGUGGAGGGCCGACGAGGUCUUUUGCGUUUCUUUUUUUUUUUUUCCAGCCAAGUCGAGUUUUGUCCCCUCCGGCUGCCCGUACCAGUUCUGUAUCGUAUGUGUGUGUCUGUCUCGGACUAAGUCGGAAGAUGGCGGAAGCUCCCACAAGACCCGGUCGGUUUUUCUGUCACCGCUGCUCGGCGGAGAUCAGCCCGCAUCUCCCGGAUUACACCUGCCCGAGGUGUGAGUCUGGCUUUAUUGAAGAACUACCUGAAGAGAGAAGCGCUGAAAAUGGUUCCACCUCUUCAGCCUCUACCAGUGAUCAAAACCGGCACCAGUUUGAGACCCUGGACCAGCACAUGUUCACCUUUCCCCCCGGCUACGGGCAGUUUGCGUUGGGGAUUUUUGACGAGAACUUUGAGUUCAGCGCAGGGCCACCCUCGGAAGACAACAGGGAGACAGAGAAUCGCAGGGAGAGGGAGCUGGCGUCAAGGCAGCGCUAUGGUGCCAGGCAACCCAGGGCGCGGCACAUGGCAAGACGGCAGACAGGGAGGCACGAGGGGGUUCCCACACUAGAAGGAAUUAUUCAGCAGUUAGUGAAUGGAAUUAUAGCACCUACAGCCAUUCCAAACAUAGGACUGGGUCCCUGGGGUAUGUUGCACUCAAACCCAAUGGACUAUGCAUGGGGGGCGAACGGACUUGAUGCAAUUAUAACACAGUUAUUAAAUCAGUUUGAAAACACCGGCCCCCCUCCGGCAGACAGAGAUAAAAUUAAGAGCCUCCCCACAGUGCAGGUUACAGAAGAACACGUAGGUUCAGGUCUAGAAUGUCCCGUCUGUAAAGAAGAUUACACCGCAGGAGAAAAUGUAAGGCAGCUCCCAUGCAAUCACAUGUUUCACAAUGAUUGUAUAGUACCGUGGCUUGAACAGCACGACACGUGUCCAGUUUGCAGGAAAAGUUUAAGUGGACAGAACACAGCGACAAAUCCGCCUGGGUUAUCGGGGAUGAAUUUCUCCUCCUCCUCCUCUUCCUCCUCCUCCUCUUCCUCCAGUUCUCCCGGCAACGAGAACACAACGAAUAACUCAUAAAGCCCCUUCCACACUCUCUCACUGAGCCACGAGAACGUGAAUGACACCAACCAACCACCCAACCAACCACCCAACCAGCCAGCCAACCAACCAACCAACCAACCAACCAACCAACCACCCAACCAGCCAGCCAACCACCCAACCAGCCACCCAACCAACCACCCAACCAGCCAGCCAUCCAAACACCCACCCACCCAAUCCACCCACCCAAUCCACCUCAUUCAGGAGACUGUCGCAGGGGAAUGACGAGAAUAAAAAAAAGCUGAUCGCAAGAACCUUGCAACGUUUUUCAAUUCCACGCAUAAGCAAGUAAGGUAUCCCUUUAUAGACCCAUCAAAUGACAAAUGCAGAACCUGCCUACAUCUGGACUAAACUGAAGGGACCUGCCUAAAAUGGAAAUGUGAUAACUGGCCCACAUGUAUAUGUAACACAAUUGUAGCCGUCAUUGGGCUAUUUGGUGUUUACUGGUUGAUUGGGGGGUGGGGGUGGGGGUGGGGAUAGGAAUAGACUUUUUUUUUAAUUUUUCUGUAUUCUGUGCAGCCAAAGGAACAAAGAAACCAAACAAACGUGUGGAUUUGAUUAAGAAUUUAGUGAAAAAAAAAUGCACUGGGAUUAAAGAUUUUUUCUUCUUUUUUUUUAUAUGUACUCCAGUCGGGGAAGAUUUAUUAGGUCCAGUUAAAACCCCAAUCAAAAAAAAAAAAAAAAACAAGACAAAAA